Vigna radiata var. radiata (mung bean) is the source of this 2441-nucleotide messenger RNA. RefSeq names its product NADP-specific glutamate dehydrogenase. Gene Ontology annotation, cellular component: cytosol. The transcript has 16 exons. Gene Ontology annotation, molecular function: L-glutamate dehydrogenase (NADP+) activity. NCBI's taxonomy places the organism in Eukaryota, Viridiplantae, Streptophyta, Magnoliopsida, Fabales, Fabaceae. Bases 176 to 2092 code for a protein of 638 amino acids. The record is from RefSeq and is a predicted model, not a curated record.
CUCCACUCUCCAACCUCAAUUUGGAAUAAAAGUUUCUUUCUUUCACUGUUUUAAACUCGCUGUUUGAUCUCACUCCAACCACGAGAUGCUCAAAACUUGCGCCUUUUGAGUCUGUCGUUUUCGUUAAAUUUCUUAAGAAAGCUUUUUUAGUUCGUUGAGAGGGCUGUCAUGCUGAAUGUUGUUGCCUAUGAGUGGAGUAAUAGGGAUGAAUUCUUCAAUGGAUGAUAUGACUUUAAUUCAGCAAAGCCAGCGACAUCACUUGGUUGUGAGAGAACUUGGUGAGGAGAUUGAUUUGGAAAUUGGACCUGGGGAGGAUGACCCUUCAUUUGGUAAUGGUGCUCUAAUUGGUGCACCAAUGCGGGAGUCCUCUGCUGAAGAACAUGGUGAGAGCAAGCAGAUGGGGAUGGUUUCUCAAAUUCGUAAUGAUUCUCAAGAUAUGUCCAAGAACCAACAGGUGAAAAGGAAGAAAAAGGUUGUCAAAAGAUGGAGAGAAGAAUGGGCAGACACCUAUAAAUGGGCUUAUGUUGAUGUGAAGGAAGGGACACCUAGGAUUUUCUGCUCUGUCUGCAGGGAGUAUGGCCGGAAGCAUAGAAGAAAUCCUUAUGGGAAUGAGGGCAGCCGAAACAUGCAGAUGAGUGCCUUGGAAGAACACAAUAAUAGUUUGCUUCACAAAGAGGCUCUUCGUCUUCAAAUGGCCUCCAAAGAUAAAAUUGUGGUUGACAAGCCUGUUUAUGUAAAAGUUGCCAUGUCAAAAACGGCUGGAUCAAUUCUUGAAGCUACUCUGAAAAGGGACCCUCAUGAGGUUGAAUUCAUUCAAGCAGUCCAGGAGGCAGUUCAAGCCCUUGAAAGAGUCAUUGCAAAAAACUGUCGUUAUGUUAACAUCAUGGAGCGCUUGUUGGAACCUGAAAGAGUGAUUGUUUUUAGGGUUUCUUGGGUGGAUGAUAGGGGCGUCACACAUGUAAAUCGGGGCUUUAGGGUACAAUAUAACCAGUCAAUGGGUCCAUGUAGGGGUGGUAUUCGUUUUCACCCAUCAAUGAAUUUAAGUGUUGCCAAGUUCCUUGGUUUUGAACAGACUUUAAAGAAUGCCUUAUCACCAUACAAAUUGGGAGGAGCAGCUGGUGGGAGCGAUUUUGAUCCAAAAGGAAAAAGUGAUAAUGAGAUCAUGAGAUUUUGCCAAAGUUUCAUGAGUGAGAUGUAUCGCUACCUGGGGCCUGAUAAGGACCUUCCAUCCGAGGAAAUGGGUGUUGGUACUCGAGAAAUGGGGUAUCUUUUUGGACAGUAUAGACGUCUAGCUGGUCAUUUUCAGGGAAGUUUUACAGGGCCAAGAAUAUUUUGGUCUGGUUCCAGUCUUCGACCUGAAGCUACUGGCUACGGGCUGGUUUUCUUUGCCCAGCUCAUGCUUGCUGACAUGAAUAAAGAACUUAAAGGAUUAAGAUGUGUUGUGAGUGGUUCUGGAAAGAUAGCAAUGCAUGUUUUAGAAAAGCUAAUUGCUUAUGGUGCUCUUCCUAUUUCAGUAUCAGAUUCCAGAGGAUAUUUGGUUGAUGAAGAUGGAUUUGACUACAUGAAAAUAUCAUUUUUGAGAGACAUCAAAGCUCAGCAAAGAAGCUUGCGAGACUAUUCAAAAACCUAUGCUCGGUCCAAAUAUUACGAUGAAGCAAAGCCAUGGAAUGAAAGGUGUGAUGUUGCAUUUGCCUGUGCUUCACAGAACGAAAUUAAUCAAUCUGAUGCCAUUAAUUUGGUCAAUUCAGGUUGUCGUGUACUAGUUGAAGGUUCAAACAUGCCUUGUACCCCUGAGGCAGUUCAGAUUUUGAGGAAGGCUAGUGUUCUCAUUGCUCCUGCAAUGGCUGCAGGUGCUGGAGGGGUUGUGGCUGGAGAACUUGAACUGAAUCAUGAAUGCAGUUUGAUGCACUGGUCUCCGGAGGACUUUGAAUCUAAAUUGCAGGAUGCAAUGAAACAGACUUAUCAGAGAGCUAUCAAAGCUGCAACUGAUUUUGGUUAUCAAAAGGAAAGUCCCGAGGCUCUGGUGCAUGGAGCAGUAAUAUCUGCCUUUCUAACCAUUGCUCAAGCCAUGACUGAUCAAGGCUCUGUAUAGAAGUUCAUAUUGCCGAGUUUUGAAUGCAUCCAAAUGCUGAUCUUAACCAGUUAGCACCGUGGCUGGAAGUCUGCAUUCACUGAAUAAUCCAAAUCAUUGCUGCUGCUGUGUCAAAUUGUCAAUGCUAGGAUGGCACUAUUGCCAAAACAUAUUUCCUUGAAAAAUAUAUAAGAAAGAUUAAGCUUAGUAAAAGAAAGAUAUUUAGAGGAUCAAAUUUAGUUUAACAACAGAAGAGACAUCUUCAUUGUUGCCAAGAAAAAGUAGAAAAAGUGUCCUUGGCUUAUUGAACUCAUCUUGAUGCUUGUCCCGAACUUGAGAUUAUAAAUAAAAGGUUAGCAUUGAAAUUGAA